AUGGGUAUUUACAUGUUAGAUAUUCAUAGCGGAAACAUAUUAUUUUUUGAUAAUUAUUUAAAUGGAUAUCAAUGGCAAAUUGGAGAUUUAGGAUUAUCGCAACCUGCGAAUAAUACAUCAUCAAAUGAUGGAAUAUUUGGAGUAAUGCCCUAUAUAGCACCUGAAGUAUUAAAUGGCGGUUCAGUUUCAAAAGCUUCUGAUAUUUAUACGGAAAUAAAACGAUUAGAACUAAUGAAACAUUGUCCUGAAAUUGCUGUAAUGCAUCCGAAUGCAGUUUUUACGAGUAGAAACUCGAGUUCUUUGUUUUCCAGGUCUUCACCUAUAAUGAAUUCAUUAUAUAUUAAUCAAGGAUAUGUUUCAAAAGAAUAUGAUUUUGAUAUUCCAAGUCCACCUACAAUAAAUACUGAUUCAACCAUGAUAAAUUCUUCAAGAAAACGUAAUAUAAAAGAAUUAAAAGCAAAAUAUUCGAGUUAA
Molecule: messenger RNA, 474 nt
Organism: Funneliformis geosporum
Lineage: Eukaryota; Fungi; Glomeromycota; Glomeromycetes; Glomerales; Glomeraceae
Source: the annotation of a GenBank genome assembly